AUGUUAACACCACAAGUACAACAACAACAAGAACAGCAACAAAGUUAUGAUAUCCAACGAAAUUUCUUGGUUAUACAAACUCUUAGAAUGGAAAUCGCAUUCUUAAUGUCUAAACGUAAUUUAUUGGAAUACGAUCAACAAGAAAUCAGAAAACGUCAAAGAAAAAAUGCCGUGAUGGUGCUGAAAAUGCCGGUGUUGGUGAUGGAAAUACCAGUGGUGAUUGAUAGUCGUUUAUAG
Rotaria sp. Silwood2 is the source of this 237-nucleotide messenger RNA. Lineage: Eukaryota; Metazoa; Rotifera; Eurotatoria; Philodinida; Philodinidae. The record is from the annotation of a GenBank genome assembly.